AUGGCUCCUCCUGCAACAUUGGCUCACUGCCGAUACGGCCAGACCUGUUCAACCUCUUCUAAAGCCUUGGUCACUCUAGACACAGCUCCAUGUGUUCCCACUCAAGUCAAUGUGUCAUUAUCUUGUGGGUCGGACACUGCAUCUGUUUCCUGGACAGCAUCCAGUGGCCUUGUUUCAUACUAUACAGUAACAGCAGUAGAUGAUAAUGGACGUACUCUAACCAGCAACUCCAACAGAACUUCCUGUGACAUCAGCGGCCUGUCGUGUGGUCAGGCGUACAAUGUGUCAGUCACAGCUAUGAGUGUGGACUGCACUGGGCAACGCAGUGAAGUGCGUCGCAUCACUACUGCUCCCUGUGACCCUCAAAACAUCACAACUGUGCUCCAGUGUGACACCAACACAGCCAACGUGACAUGGGCUGCCAGCGCAGGAGCUAAUGGGUACACAGCAAUUGCAACAGACAGGCAGCAGCAACGUUUAGCUUCUUGUCACUCUAUGGGAACUUCCUGUCAGCUGACCUCUCUGCCGUGUGGGAUGAGACUAAAUGUGACUGUCCAAGCUGAUGGCACCACCUGCAACAGCAGCUCUCAACCUAAAGCUGUAGUGGAAACAGCUCCCUGCAUUCCCACCAGUGUUGCUGUCGCUCUAAACUGUACAUCCAACAUUGCUUCCAUCACCUGGUACAGUGCACUUGGUGCCACUUGGUACUUGGUAAAGGUGGAAAGCAGCCAAGGGUACAAGACAUCCUGCAACAACACUGUCACUCAAUGUGAUAUCCCAAACCUGCAGUGUGGCCAGGAAUAUUCCAUCACAGUCAUGGGCAUGAAUGGUGUCUGCAUGGGCCCGGCUAGCCAGCCUGUCACUCUCGUCUCAGCACCGUGCCACAACACUGGCAUUCAAGCCAGUCUGGACUGCCGCAGCAACUCAGCACUCAUUUCUUGGACACCAGGCAAUGGUUCAUUAAGUUUUAAUGCAACACUUCAGUCGCUCCAGGACCCCCAAAAGCACAACUGCUUCACCAAUGGCUCCUCCUGCAACAUUGGCUCACUGCCGUGUGGUCAGCACUAUAACAUCUGUGUUACAGGAUACGGCCAGACCUGUUCAACCUCUUCUAAAGCCUUGGUCACUCUAGACACAGCUCCAUGUGUUCCCACUCAAGUCAAUGUGUCAUUAUCUUGUGGGUCGGACACUGCAUCUGUUUCCUGGGCAGCAUCCAGUGGCCUUGUUUCAUACUAUACAGUAACAGCAGUAGAUGAUAAUGGACGUACUCUAACCAGCAACUCCAACAGAACUUCCUGUGACAUCAGCGGCCUGUCGUGUGGUCAGGCGUACAAUGUGUCAGUCACAGCUAUGAGUGUGGACUGCACUGGGCAACGCAGUGAAGUGCGUCGCAUCACUACUGCUCCCUGUGACCCUCAAAACAUCACAACUGUGCUCCAGUGUGACACCAACACAGCCAACGUGACAUGGGCUGCCAGCGCAGGAGCUAAUGGGUACACAGCAAUUGCAACAGACAGGCAGCAGCAACGUUUAGCUUCUUGUCACUCUAUGGGAACUUCCUGUCAGCUGACCUCUCUGCCGUGUGGGAUGAGACUAAAUGUGACUGUCCAAGCUGAUGGCACCACCUGCAACAGCAGCUCUCAACCUAAAGCUGUAGUGGAAACAGCUCCCUGCAUUCCCACCAGUGUUGCUGCCGCUCUAAACUGUACAUCCAACAUUGCUUCCAUCACCUGGUACAGUGCACUUGGUGCCACUUGGUACUUGGUAAAGGUGGAAAGCAGCCAAGGGUACAAGACAUCCUGCAACAACACUGUCACUCAAUGUGAUAUCCCAAACCUGCAGUGUGGCCAGGAAUAUUCCAUCACAGUCAUGGGCAUGAAUGGUGUCUGCAUGGGCCCGGCUAGCCAGCCUAUCACUCUCGUCUCAGCACCGUGCCACAACACUGGCAUUCAAGCCAGUCUGGACUGCCGCAGCAACUCAGCACUCAUUUCUUGGACACCAGGCAAUGGUUCAUUAAGUUUUAAUGCAACACUACAGUCGCUCCAGGACCCCCAAAAGCACAACUGCUUCACCAAUGGCUCCUCCUGCAACAUUGGCUCACUGCCGUGUGGUCAGCACUAUAACAUCUGUAUUACAGGAUACGGCCAGACCUGUUCAACCUCUUCUAAAGCCUUGGUCACUCUAGACACAGCUCCAUGUGUUCCCACUCAAGUCAAUGUGUCAUUAUCUUGUGGGUCGGACACUGCAUCUGUUUCCUGGGCAGCAUCCAGUGGCCUUGUUUCAUACUAUACAGUAACAGCAGUAGAUGAUAAUGGACGUACUCUAACCAGCAACUCCAACAGAACUUCCUGUGACAUCAGCGGCCUGUCGUGUGGUCAGGCGUACAAUGUGUCAGUCACAGCUAUGAAUGUGGACUGCACUGGGCAACGCAGUGACGUGCGUCGCAUCACUACUGCUCCCUGUGACCCUCAAAACAUCACAACUGUGCUCCAGUGUGACACCAACACAGCCAACGUGACAUGGGCUGCCAGCGCAGGAGCUAAUGGGUACACAGCAAUUGCAACAGACAGGCAGCAGCAACGUUUAGCUUCUUGUCACUCUAUGGGAACUUCCUGUCAGCUGACCUCUCUGCUGUGUGGGAUGAGACUAAAUGUGACUGUCCAAGCUGAUGGCACCACCUGCAACAGCAGCUCUCAACCUAAAGCUGUAGUGGAAACAGCUCCCUGCAUUCCCACCAGUGUUGCUGCCGCUCUAAACUGUACAUCUAACAUUGCUUCCAUCACCUGGUACAGUGCACUUGGUGCCACUUGGUACUUGGUAAAGGUGGAAAGCAGCCAAGGGUACAAGACAUCCUGCAACAACACUGUCACUCAAUGUGAUAUCCCAAACCUGCAGUGUGGCCAGGAAUAUUCCAUCACAGUCAUGGGCAUGAAUGGUGUCUGCAUGGGCCCGGCUAGCCAGCCUAUCACUCUCGUCUCAGCACCGUGCCACAACACUGGCAUUCAAGCCAGUCUGGACUGCCGCAGCAACUCAGCACUCAUUUCUUGGACACCAGGCAAUGGUUCAUUAAGUUUUAAUGCAACACUACAGUCGCUCCAGGACCCCCAAAAGCACAACUGCUUCACCAAUGGCUCCUCCUGCAACAUUGGCUCACUGCCGUGUGGUCAGCACUAUAACAUCUGUAUUACAGGAUACGGCCAGACCUGUUCAACCUCUUCUAAAGCCUUGGUCACUCUAGACACAGCUCCAUGUGUUCCCACUCAAGUCAAUGUGUCAUUAUCUUGUGGGUCGGACACUGCAUCUGUUUCCUGGGCAGCAUCCAGUGGCCUUGUUUCAUACUAUACAGUAACAGCAGUAGAUGAUAAUGGACGUACUCUAACCAGCAACUCCAACAGAACUUCCUGUGACAUCAGCGGCCUGUCGUGUGGUCAGGCGUACAAUGUGUCAGUCACAGCUAUGAAUGUGGACUGCACUGGGCAACGCAGUGAAGUGCGUCGCAUCACUACUGCUCCCUGUGACCCUCAAAACAUCACAACUGUGCUCCAGUGUGACACCAACACAGCCAACGUGACAUGGGCUGUCAGCGCAGGAGCUAAUGGGUACACAGCAAUUGCAACAGACAGGCAGCAGCAACGUUUAGCUUCUUGUCACUCUAUGGGAACUUCCUGUCAGCUGACCUCUCUGCCGUGUGGGAUGAGACUAAAUGUGACUGUCCAAGCUGAUGGCACCACCUGCAACAGCAGCUCUCAACCUAAAGCUGUAGUGGAAACAGCUCCCUGCAUUCCCACCAGUGUUGCUGCCGCUCUAAACUGUACAUCCAACAUUGCUUCCAUCACCUGGUACAGUGCACUUGGUGCCACUUGGUACUUGGUAAAUGUGGAAAGCAGCCAAGGGUACAAGACAUCCUGCAACAACACUGUCACUCAAUGUGAUAUCCCAAACCUGCAGUGUGGCCAGGAAUAUUCCAUCACAGUCAUGGGCAUGAAUGGUGUCUGCAUGGGCCCGGCUAGCCAGCCUAUCACUCUCGUCUCAGCACCGUGCCACAACACUGGCAUUCAAGCCAGUCUGGACUGCCGCAGCAACUCAGCACUCAUUUCUUGGACACCAGGCAAUGGUUCAUUAAGUUUUAAUGCAACACUACAGUCGCUCCAGGACCCCCAAAAGCACAACUGCUUCACCAAUGGCUCCUCCUGCAACAUUGGCUCACUGCCGUGUGGUCAGCACUAUAACAUCUGUAUUACAGGAUACGGCCAGACCUGUUCAACCUCUUCUAAAGCCUUGGUCACUCUAGACACAGCUCCAUGUGUACCCACUCAAGUCAAUGUGUCAUUAUCUUUUGGGUCGGACACUGCAUCUGUUUCCUGGACAGCAUCCAGUGGCCUUGUUUCAUACUAUACAGUAACAGCAGUAGAUGAUAAUGGACGUACUCUAACCAGCAACUCCAACAGAACUUCCUGUGACAUCAGCGGCCUGUCGUGUGGUCAGGCGUACAAUGUGUCAGUCACAGCUAUGAGUGUGGACUGCACUGGGCAACGCAGUGAAGUGCGUCGCAUCACUACUGCUCCCUGUGACCCUCAAAACAUCACAACUGUGCUCCAGUGUGACACCAACACAGCCAACGUGACAUGGGCUGCCAGCGCAGGAGCUAAUGGGUACACAGCAAUUGCAACAGACAGGCAGCAGCAACGUUUAGCUUCUUGUCACUCUAUGGGAACUUCCUGUCAGCUGACCUCUCUGCCGUGUGGGAUGAGACUAAAUGUGACUGUCCAAGCUGAUGGCACCACCUGCAACAGCAGCUCUCAACCUAAAGCUGUAGUGGAAACAGCUCCCUGCAUUCCCACCAGUGUUGCUGCCGCUCUAAACUGUACAUCUAACAUUGCUUCCAUCACCUGGUACAGUGCACUUGGUGCCACUUGGUACUUGGUAAAGGUGGAAAGCAGCCAAGGGUACAAGACAUCCUGCAACAACACUGUCACUCAAUGUGAUAUCCCAAACCUGCAGUGUGGCCAGGAAUAUUCCAUCACAGUCAUGGGCAUGAAUGGUGUCUGCAUGGGCCCGGCUAGCCAGCCUAUCACUCUCGUCUCAGCACCGUGUCACAACACUGGCAUUCAAGCCAGUCUGGACUGCCGCAGCAACUCAGCACUCAUUUCUUGGACACCAGGCAAUGGUUCAUUAAGUUUUAAUGCAACACUACAGUCGCUCCAGGACCCCCAAAAGCACAACUGCUUCACCAAUGGCUCCUCCUGCAACACUGGCUCACUGCCGUGUGGUCAGCACUAUAACAUCUGUAUUACAGGAUACGGCCAGACCUGUUCAACCUCUUCUAAAGCCUUGGUCACUCUAGACACAGCUCCAUGUGUUCCCACUCAAGUCAAUGUGUCAUUAUCUUGUGGGUCGGACACUGCAUCUGUUUCCUGGGCAGCAUCCAGUGGCCUUGUUUCAUACUAUACAGUAACAGCAGUAGAUGAUAAUGGACGUACUCUAACCAGCAACUCCAACAGAACUUCCUGUGACAUCAGCGGCCUGUCGUGUGGUCAGGCGUACAAUGUGUCAGUCACAGCUAUGAAUGUGGACUGCACUGGGCAACGCAGUGAAGUGCGUCGCAUCAGUACUGCACCCUGUGCUCCUCAGUCUGUGGUCAGUCAGCUCUUAGACUGUCGAACAGGUGAUGUUCAGAUCAGCUGGCAGUCGAGUAAAGGGGCACAGAUCUACUAUGCUCAAGCAAAAUCCACAGUCAAGACUCUGGUGUGUAACUCUACCUCCACGUCCUGCAUAAUCCCUGCAAUUUGCUGUGGGCAGACGCACAAUAUCACUGUGGUUGCAGUGGCCAACAGCUGUAGCUCCAACACCAGUGUGGCCAGUCAGGUCACUGCAGGUCCUUGUGUACCACAAAAUGUGUCGGCCAGUGUAAGCUGUAGCAGCAACAUAGCAAGUGUAACCUGGGGGAGCACCCAAGGGGCGGAGCUUUACACAGUGACAGCCAGCAGUGCUAACGGCCUUUCAGCUAACUGCACCUCAACAUCCACUUCCUGUAACCUGCCAACUUUGACCUGCGGACAGUCUUACACAAUCACAGUGAAGGCAAAGGGCAGCAACUGCAGCAGUGGGAACAGUGCGCCUGUUCAAGUUCAAGCAGUGCCCUGUACCCCAAGUAAUGUCCUGCCCAUCAUGGAUUGUGUCACAAAUGCUUUAGUGGUAUCAUGGACACCUGGUGCAGGAGGACAGUAUUACACGGCCACCUUGCAGGACAGCAAUGGACUGUCCACCACCUGCCAGUCUACAGGCUCACAGUGUAAUGUGACAGGCCUCAGAUGUGGUCAACUGUACCAUAUCAAUGUGACAGCGUCAGAUGGUUUGUGCAGCAGCCCUCCCAGUGCCACUGUGAACACUAACUCAGCACCAUGUCUGUCCACCAGUGUGUCUGCCGUAGUGGACUGUGCGACAGAUUCAGUUCUAGUGUCCUGGGGUUCCAUUGCUGGGGCGGAGAAUUACUCUGUGACAGCUUUGGGGUCAGGAGGUCAAAGGCUUUCUUGCUCAACCAGUCAGAACAACUGUAACAUGUCCUCCCUGCAGUGUGACCAGCACUUUAACCUCACCUUCACCUCUACAAACCAGCAAUGCCAGAUGACCUCCGCCACCAAUGUCACGUUUCAGUCCAGACCCUGUGCACCACUGCAGCCGGAAGUCUCUAAACUGUGCGGUAACAAAAUGUCAGUGAUGUCUUGGGAUUUGAGAGAAGGAGCUGGUUACUACAUCGCUCGAGCCGUCAGUGCAGUAGGAGGAUACCAGCUCUGUAACUCCACCAACUCUGUUUGUACCUUCUCUACUCUGGGCUGUGGCGAGACCUACACUUUUUCUGUCACCGCCCACAGAGACCGCUGCCAAAGUGACCCCAGUGCACCUGUAUACCUUACUUCAGAUCCUUGCAAGCCAGAGAACGUGACUGCUAAUGUUUCAUGUGACAGUGAGACGGCAGCGUUUAACUGGUCAAAAGCCAAAGGUGCAUCAUUCUACACUGUGAUGGCAAUAGGGAGUCUGGGAUAUAUUGCAGAAUUCAACACUACUUCUACUAACCUGUCUGUUCCACUGCUCUGUGGACAAAGCUACAACGUGUUUGUCGAAGCGCAUAACAUUUACUGUGAGAGCCCACCAAGCACUGCUGCAGUUUUCAGACUCGCUCCAUGUCCCCCUCAGAACGUAUCUGCCGUUGUGCAGUGUGAUUUAGGGUCUGUGCUGGUGAGUUGGAACCCAGCAGUUGAUGCAGGCCAGUUCAGAGUUGAACUGGAGUCCCAGAGCACCAGUGCGAUCUCCUCCUGUAUCAGCACAAACACACAGUGCUCCAUCGCCCAUCUGCCCUGUGGAGAGAGAUUCAACCUCAGUGUGGUGGCACUGGGGGGCAGCUGUCAGAGUCAACCAAGCAGUGACCUUUCCAUCUCCUCAGCUCCAUGUAUCCCACAGGGAGUCACUGGUACUGUGGACUGUGUAACUAACUCUGCAUGGGUAUCAUGGGAUGUAGAUAAUGGUGCAGAAUCUUACACAGUGCUGGCUGUAAGGGAUGACGGUCACAAUACCACCUGUAGCAGCUCAAACACCACCUGUAAUGUAGCUGACUUGGGGUGCGGAAGGAGCUACACCUUUAACGUCACUGCCUCGAGUGCUGCUUGUGUGAGCCCACCCAGUAACAGCUUUCAGCUGGAGACAGCACCUUGUGCCUUGUCAUCCAUCGUGGUGGUGGCUAAAUGCAACAGUUCUGUUAUCAUGGUACAGUGGCAGAGAGCUCAGAGCGUAAAGUCUCUCUACAUUGCCACAGCAGUGGAUCAAGACCAUUCCCUGCUUUCCUGCAAUAGUUCCACUUCUUCAUGCAACCUUACCAAUGUGCAGUGCGACAAGGAGUACACCAUCAUUGUAGCCGCUUCGGCCAACCAAUGCAGCAGCCUCCGCAGCCCACCCUACAAGAUCAGAACUGCACCCUGUCCACCCUCAUCAGUACAGGCCAAUGUAGACUGUCAGUCGAAGGAUGCAUUUGUGUCAUGGGACCCAUCAUAUGUGGCAACGUCGUACCUGCUUACUGCAGUCGGCAGAAAUGGAGACUUGAAGACGUGCAAUACCUCGGACAAUAACUGCACGCUAAGUGAUCUGCGUUGCAGCAACACCUACUAUGUGUCCGUUUUAGCCAGUAACAAGAACUGCACCAGUCUGCCCAGUGCUAACAUCACCUUCCAAACGGUCCCGUGUGGGCCAGCCAACUUAACAGCAAACAUACUGUGUGGGAACAGUAGUAGUGCCUCCUUGUCAUGGGCAAGGAGUACAGGGGCGGUGGUCUACAGGGGACUUGCUCAGUCAGAAACCGGUACAACAUUCUACUGUGAAACCCCAAACACGUUCUGUACUCUGGAGGGCUUAGUGUGCGGCACUGUGUACAACUUUACUGUGCAGGCAACAGACGGUCUCUGCAACAGUUCCUUGAGUGAACCUCAAACUAAGGGAGCAGCUCCUUGUCCUCCAACUGGAUUUAGGGUUGUCCCUCGUACAGUAGUGAAUGAUACUCAGAUCUUGAGGGCAUCUUGGUCUACUGUGAGUUGUCCUAAUUCUGAAUACCUCCUGGCACUCACGGGCAACAUUCAGGGCAACAGCCAGGGACUCUUUGACCUAGCCUCCUAUUGGACAAGUCGCAGGUUCUUUGAGGUCCCCCUCCCUUGUGGCUCCGCUUACAGUGCAACCAUCAGCGCGAGGAACUCUGCCGCCACAAGCGACAAAUCUGCUGCAAUCACUGGAACUACAGUACCUUGUGCACCUCUGAAUGUGACGUUCUCUGCGUCGUUGGCGAAAGUGGGAUGGAACGAGUCUCUAUUUGCUACAAACUACACUGUGUAUGGGGUUACUUCCUCUGGUAGGACGAAACUAUGCAUGACCUCAAUGCUCCUCUGCUCUGUCACCAAUUUUAGCAGUGGCCAGAUUGUCGUAACUGCCAGCAACACUGCCGGGGAGAGUGGUGACUCAGUGCCUGUUUCAGUGACAGCAGUUCGCAGGAGGAGGUGAGUCCUGGCACAAAGUGAGAAAGGACUGACCAACCCUGAGUAAAUGCUUGCAUCUCAUCGCACUCAAACUCUUGCCUCUGGGAAUUCCUGCACUUUACCUUAGAAUUUGUUAAACUAUUAUAUACAAAUAUUCUGGUUCAAGGUUCACCUUUUUUUUUUUUUUAAACAAUAUUUAAGGGUGGAAUA
Messenger RNA from Carassius gibelio (silver crucian carp), 9224 nucleotides. RefSeq lists its product as uncharacterized. The record is from RefSeq and is a predicted model, not a curated record. Gene Ontology annotation, molecular function: protein binding. Bases 1 to 9039 code for a protein of 3012 amino acids. NCBI's taxonomy places the organism in Eukaryota, Metazoa, Chordata, Actinopteri, Cypriniformes, Cyprinidae. The transcript is spliced from 38 exons.